This is a messenger RNA of Sapajus apella (tufted capuchin), 1709 nucleotides long. It is a transcript of the gene MCEMP1, whose product is annotated as mast cell expressed membrane protein 1. Lineage: Eukaryota; Metazoa; Chordata; Mammalia; Primates; Cebidae. The transcript is spliced from 7 exons. The record is from RefSeq and is a predicted model, not a curated record. Bases 440 to 1015 code for a protein of 191 amino acids.
AGCCUGGUUGCUCUUCCCCAAAAAGUUGGGACCCUGAGGUGUCACAGCUUCUCUUUUGAGAUCGGACUGGAGUUAGGAGGGUGAGGUCCAUCCUGGUAGACACAGACACACAUAGACACACACACACAUAGACACACAGCUUCCUGUAACAUUUCCAGGUGUCCUAUUCCAUCUCUCCGUCUAGGGGGUUUUCUUCUUGGUCCUUCCUGAGACCUCUUGGCUCCCAAGACCCUCUUGAUUUGGGCAGGGAUGAGAGUGCCCCAGGGUGGGAGAGUCAUGGAUCCCUAAAAAGAGGAGGCUGCUCCCCCUCUGCCCUCCCCCCACCUUCAGAUUUCCUCAUCUGCCUCGACAGCUUCCGGUGGGUGGAGAGGUGUAUGGACCAAUUUGCGGGCUGGGGACUGUGGACGUGGAGGAAAUCUACAAGCACCAGGGAGUCAAGAUGCAGGCACCAGCCUUCAAAGAGAAGAAACGGGGGGUCCCAACCAAGAAUCAAGGUGCCCAUGACCCAGACUAUGAGAAUAUCAUCUUGGCCUUCAAAAACCAGGACCAAGCGAAGGGUGGUCAUUCACGACCUACGAGUCAAGGUGAGCAGACACCCACCUGCUCACAUCCCAUCACACCUUGGGAAGGGACAGUCCCAUCACAGUGCAGGCCACCCUCAGACUCUAUCCAGAUCCCCUGUUGGUUGUACAGAGCCAUCCUGAGCGUGUACGCCCUCUUGGCCCUGGUCUUCAUCCUCUGCAUCGUCCUCUCUGUCUUCAUCUUGGUGAAGAAUUCUGAGAUGUCCAAGGAGCUGGUGGACUUAAAAAGGGACCUUUGGAAUGUCUCAAACUCCAUGCAAACACGUGAGGAGAGGCAGAAGAAAGACUGCGAAUCCAUUAAGGAGAGCAUCAAAGGGGUCAGAAGCAAGGUGGAGAAAUUAGAGACACCGUUAGCAGACAUAAAAAACAUUGAGACAAAGGUACAGAGAAUCUUGGAGGUGCUGGAGAAAACCUCAAAGUCUUCAUCUAAAUAAAGGAGGGGACAUUGUGGCAGCCAAAGCUACAGCUUGGAAGAUGGGGUUGCACCUGCCGAUGAAGAUGGGAAAUGACCCCCUUCCAGCCUAGUGUGAAUUUACCCCUCAUCCUGCAUAUAGAAAAACCUCUAGUCAUGGUGAAUGAGUGUCUCAGAGCUGCUUGUGUGCCUGUGUGUGCGCGUGUGUGCGCGUGCAUGUAUGUGUGUGCAUUUUGCUGAGGGUGGCCAUUUCAGUGUGUCCCCCAGAAAGGUGAUGAAUGAAUAGGACCAUGAGAAUCACAGUGAGUGUGGCAUGCAUGCCUGUGUCACGUGAUAUGUAUGAGUCUCGGCAUGUCACGGCAGUUGGCUGUGUCUGAGGACGUCCAACAGAUGUCACUCUGAGUGUGGGUGUCAGUGACAUGCACUGCACGGGGCCGUCUCCCUGUUUGUGUAAACGUGCCUGAGUGUACUGCGGCAUGUUGUGGGUCUACACGUUAUGGGGGGGGAGAUGUGCACACUAUGGAAAUGUAUCUCUGUAUGUAUGAGUGUCGCCGUGUGUGCCCUGUCACUACCUGUGCCUGGGUGAAUGGCUGUGUCAUUAUGAGCGUGCUGACUUAUGCCAUCCUGUGUGUUCAGGACACAUGCACACAGACAGUCAUUUAUUUCUGCACUCACAUUUUGUGACUCAUGAAGAGAAAUAAAGAGAAAACUGCGUC